This is a messenger RNA of Caretta caretta (loggerhead turtle), 2583 nucleotides long. RefSeq names its product 3-hydroxy-3-methylglutaryl-CoA lyase (gene HMGCL). Gene Ontology annotation, molecular function: hydroxymethylglutaryl-CoA lyase activity. NCBI's taxonomy places the organism in Eukaryota, Metazoa, Chordata, Testudines, Cheloniidae. The record is from RefSeq and is a predicted model, not a curated record. Gene Ontology annotation, biological process: L-leucine catabolic process; ketone body biosynthetic process. Gene Ontology annotation, cellular component: mitochondrion.
UCGGUCUACAAAGGGCCGUGCUGGCUCAUUGGUUAAGUGUUGCCAGCUCUUCUGAUUUCAUCACGAGAGCCCUGAUAGUGGGCGCUAAGCUCUGGUUCCUGGAUUCACUUAUCAGCUCUACAGCAGCUGGCUCCCUUCCCAAACAAGUGAAAAUAGUUGAAGUUGGCCCAAGAGAUGGACUGCAGAAUGAAAAAAAUAUUGUCCCUACACAGGUGAAAAUCAGCUUAAUUAAUAUGCUGUCUGAAACAGGACUUCCGGUCAUAGAGGCUACCAGUUUUGUGUCUCCCAAAUGGGUUCCUCAGAUGGCUGACCACACAGAAGUCUUGCAGGGAAUUCAGAAAUUUCCUGGUGUCAGCUACCCAGUACUGACCCCUAAUCUUAAAGGAUUUCAAGCAGCGGUGGCAGCAGGGGCCAAAGAGGUGUCUAUCUUUGGAGCAGCUUCUGAACUCUUCACUAAGAAGAACAUUAACUGUUCCAUAGAGGAGAGUUUGCAGAGGUUCAGUGAAGUGAUGCAUGCAGCAGGAGCAGCCAGUGUUCCAGUCAGAGGGUAUGUUUCUUGUGUUCUUGGUUGUCCCUAUGAAGGAAAGAUUGCCCCAGCUAAAGUUGCAGAGGUGUCCAAGAAGAUGUACUCAAUGGGGUGCUACGAGAUUUCUCUGGGUGACACCAUCGGUGUUGGGACCCCUGGGAGCAUGAAGGAAAUGCUCUCUGCAGUCAUGAAAGAGGUACCCGUUGGGGCCCUUGCUGUUCACUGUCAUGAUACCUAUGGGCAGGCUCUCGCCAACACCUUAGUAGCACUUCAGAUGGGUGUGAAUGUGGUCGAUUCCUCAGUUGCUGGUCUCGGAGGCUGCCCGUACGCACAAGGAGCCUCAGGAAAUGUCGCUACAGAAGACUUGGUGUACAUGCUACAUGGCCUGGGGAUUCAUACCGGAGUGGAUCUACAGAAGCUGAUGGAGGCAGGUGUGUUUAUCUGCAAAGCACUGAACAGAAGAACCAGUUCCAAAGUGGUUCAGGCUUCCUGCAAACUGUGACACGGAUCAGUUUCUCCUCCGACAAGUCAGCAAAGAAAGCCUCGGUGCAGAUCUGGAGCCCUGCCAAGUUUACAUUUGCUGCCUGGGUUGUGCUUAAAUAUUCCCUUUUGCGCUCUGGACUUGGUGAAUGGGAGAUUAUAUAUAGUAAAAUCUACAAAGAAAUGAAAUAAACAAGAAUGCUAUAGCAGACCUAGAUGAACAUGUUACACCUCUUUAAGGAGAGAGGGGAGCUGGCCUCUGACAGUGCCGUCAUGAAAUGGACAAACUUGUAUCUGAGGGAAGAGUAAGGGACACAACCGUUGCUUUUACGCAGAGAACAGAAGGCAGUAGGCACCUCGGAAACUUCUUUGAGCUUUCUUGAUGGGGGUAAUGGGUUUUUUUGUUUGAGGUUAACAUGGAGCUCAGAAGAGCAUCCACUCAGGUUAAUUACCACCUCCAGGGGAUUGUCAUCGUAGGACUAACACUACAGUGUACCCAGUUAGAGCACUUUCCUUGGGUCAGACUGGUUUUAGCUUCUCAGAACUGCAUGGAGCAAUCCUCUCCUUGCAACACGAGCAAACAGAUUGAAAACACAAGGAAGCACCUUUAUUCUAUAGAUCGGAGUGAAUAUCAAGGAUGUAGCUCCAGCUUUGGAUCUUAGCUCUUAGUAUUCAGUAGUGGAGGAUGGUAUGGGUCAAAAGAUGCUUUUCAGGUAAUUGUCAGUUGUGUUAGGGAAAGAUACAGAUUUUAUCAUCUGAAAUAUUAGAGUAGCAAAAAUCUGGUGUAAUUAAACGGGGGAAAGAACAACUUAGUAUUAAGUCUGUGACAGGAAAUCCUAUCAAGAUAACUACUGUGUGAGCAGCAUGCGAAUGGGAGAGUGUGGAAGAAGUGCCUUAUGGUUACAGGACUGCAGAGAAAAUCUAGACCAGGGGUUCUCAAACUUCAUUGCACUGUGACACCCUUCUGUCAAUAAAAAUUACUGCAUGACCCCAGGAUGGGGGACCAAAGCCUGAGCCUGCCCGAGCCCCGCUGCCCCAGAUGGUGGGGCCAAAGCCUGAGCCCCACCACCCCGGGUGGCAGGGGCCAAAGCCCUCAGGGCUUCAGCUUCGGUCCCGGAUGGUGGGGUUUGGCUUUAGCCCUGGGCCCCAGUAAGUCUAAGACAUCCCUGGUGACCUCAUUAAAAUGGGGUCACGACCCACAGUUUGAAAAGCACUGAUCUAGACCAACAGGGCAAGAAGAAAUUAAACAGAACUAGUAUAAUUUCUGUACUUUGCUUGAAUUUCUCAUGUCAGCUGGAAUUGUCAGCCAUUCAGUUUCUAUGGAACUCUUUUUAUCACUGAACAAAUUAUUAAAUGCUUUUUCAUAAAAGUAUGGAUAAUUAAAAAGAGCCUGAGCCAAUUACUAAUACACAAAACUUGUAUUGAUGGCAGGUAGGCAUCUGUUUCAUGGCUAACCUCUCUAUUACGUACGUUCCACUGGGAUGAUCUUUACGGCACCAACAUCCUUUUUGCAAAACACUGGCAUCAUAAAUGUUUAUGUAACAUCAGUAAAUUAUAAAUAAAUAAAUUAAAAAUGA